AUGGGGUUCGUCCAAACCUGGAACGCUAAGAUCGCCGCCGGCCCGGUUGGCCGAUGGUUCCAGCUCGAAGGCUCCGGCCAUCCCCGUGAGCGCAAGGGAUCACUCUUCUUCACCGAGCUCCGCGCCGGCCUCGUCGCCUUCUUUGCCAUGGCCUACAUUAUCGCCGUCAACUCGUCCAUCGUGGCCGAUUCGGGCGGAACCUGCGUCUGCCCGCGUACCGAGGAGGACUUCACUUGCGACAAGGAUCAGGACUAUCUGUUGUGCCUCAAUGAGGUCAAGCGCGACAUCGUAACUGCCACCGCAGCCAUUUCCGCACUGGCCACCUUCUUCAUGGGACUCCUCGCCAACAUGCCCGUUGGUGUCGCCCCGGGUAUGGGCUUGAACGCUUACUUUGCCUACACCGUCGUCGGGUAUCAUGGAACCGGCGCCGUGCCCUAUCAGGUCGCCCUUACCGCCAUCUUCAUCGAGGGCUUCAUUUUCUUCGGGCUUGCCCUCCUCGGCAUGCGCCAGUGGCUUGCCCGUGCCAUACCCCGUUGCAUUAAGCUUGCCACCGGUGUCGGUAUCGGCCUCUUCCUUACCCUGAUCGGGUUGACCUACAGUGAAGGUAUUGGCCUGAUCGUUGGUGCCACUUCGACCCCCCUUGAGCUGGCCGGUUGCUUGCAGAGUGAGCUCGUCGAUGGCCUGUGCCCUUCAUCUACCAAAAUGCGCAGCCCGAUGAUGUGGAUCGGUAUCUUCUGCGGCGGUAUCCUAACCGUCAUGCUGAUGAUGUACCGCUUCAAGGGCGCAAUCCUCGCCGGUAUUAUUCUCGUCAGCAUCAUCUCCUGGCCUCGCGGUACCGACGUCACCUACUUCCCAUACACCCCUGUUGGGGACUCCAACUUUGACUUCUUCAAGAAGGUUGUCGACUUCCACCCCAUUCAGAGGACCCUCAAUGUUCAGGAGUGGAAUGUUGGAGGAUACAGCGGCGCCUUUGGUCUCGCUCUUAUCACCUUCUUGUACGUCGACAUUCUCGAUUGCACCGGCACUCUCUACUCCAUGGCCCGCUUCGCGAACCUCAUCGAUGAGGAAACCCAGGAUUUUGAGGGAUCAUCUGUCGCCUACAUGGUUGAUGCUCUCAGCAUCUCUAUUGGCGCUAUCUUCGGAACCCCUCCUGUUACAGCCUUUGUCGAGUCUGGAGCUGGAAUCUCCGAGGGAGGCAAGACAGGCUUGACCGCCAUGGCUACGGGACUCUGCUUCUUCAUCUCGAUCUUCUUUGCUCCCAUCUUCGCUUCCAUUCCCCCAUGGGCCACUGGUUGCGUACUGAUCCUUGUUGGAUCCAUGAUGGUUCGCGCCGUUACCGAAAUCAACUGGAGAUACAUGGGUGAUGCUAUUCCCGCCUUUAUCACUUUGGCUCUUAUGCCUUUCACCUACUCUAUUGCCGAUGGUCUUAUCGGUGGCGUGUGCAGCUACAUCCUCAUCAACACUCUUGUUUGGGUCAUUGAGAAGGCCUCCGGCGGCCGCAUUGUUCCCCACAACAAGCACGAGAAGGACCCCUGGACCUGGCGUAUCCCUGGCGGUAUUCUCCCUCCUUGGGUUCGCCGUCUUCUCAAGGGCAAGAAGGACUUCUGGCGCGCCGACGAGCAGAAAUCUAUCAGCAAUGCCGAGUCUCGGCCCCUGGAGAAGACUGUCAGCUCCGAGCAGGGCGGCUCUGUGAACGGCAAGGACAAGGGCGUUGGUGAGACUAUCACUCCCCACGGCGACAGAUCAUCAUAA
This is a messenger RNA of Colletotrichum spaethianum, 1752 nucleotides long. Its product is annotated as putative xanthine/uracil permease. Gene Ontology annotation, molecular function: purine nucleobase transmembrane transporter activity. Gene Ontology annotation, cellular component: plasma membrane. NCBI's taxonomy places the organism in Eukaryota, Fungi, Ascomycota, Sordariomycetes, Glomerellales, Glomerellaceae. Gene Ontology annotation, biological process: transmembrane transport. The record is from RefSeq and is a predicted model, not a curated record. Bases 1 to 1752 code for a protein of 583 amino acids. The transcript has 2 exons.